AUGUGUAAUAUAUAUUCAAGUCCUGCAGACUUAGCUGUUGAGUAUUUGUUGAACUCAUCCCAAAGUGAUCUUGGCUGUCAGAGCAAUCUGACCAUCUUUCUUCCCCAUUUGAAACCUUUCCGUGUCCCUCCCAUCAGUAAGCUGAGACACCAGGCCCGGACCCUGGGGGCAGGUGUCCUGGAUUCAAAUCCCAGCUCUGCCACUGCCUCCCUGGGCACUGGGGCAACUCGUUACUCCCUCUGGGCCUCAGGGUUCAGUGUCUGCAGAAUGGGUAUGUGUCUUCCUCACAGAGCUGUUGUAAGGCCUAACAUUAGCUCAUUCUGUUUUGGGAAAUGGCCCAAGACAGCACUUGGCACCCAGUAA
Molecule: messenger RNA, 363 nt
Organism: Rangifer tarandus platyrhynchus (Svalbard reindeer)
Lineage: Eukaryota; Metazoa; Chordata; Mammalia; Artiodactyla; Cervidae
Source: the annotation of a GenBank genome assembly